Molecule: messenger RNA, 278 nt
Organism: Seminavis robusta
Lineage: Eukaryota; Bacillariophyta; Bacillariophyceae; Naviculales; Naviculaceae
Source: the annotation of a GenBank genome assembly
AUGUCUUCUGAAAAGCCCAUGACCAAGGUCCUCAUCUUUGGAGGAAAGACAGGAUGGAUCGGUGGACAGAUGCACGAUAUGUGCAAGGAGAAGGGAAUUGAGGUUGUCAAUGCCGAAACUCGCAUCGAGAACCGCGAAUCCUUGGCCAAGGAACUCGAUGAAGUGAAGCCUUCCCAUGUUCUCAUGUCGGCUGGAAAGAGAAGAAGGAUCCAUCAAAGUUGGGGACAUCUUCCUCGCGACAUUCAAAGUUCCAAUGACAUUGACGCGGAUUGUCUCGG